Exaiptasia diaphana is the source of this 2100-nucleotide messenger RNA. RefSeq names its product neurogenic locus notch homolog protein 1. The record is from RefSeq and is a predicted model, not a curated record. Gene Ontology annotation, molecular function: calcium ion binding; extracellular matrix structural constituent. Bases 100 to 1536 code for a protein of 478 amino acids. NCBI's taxonomy places the organism in Eukaryota, Metazoa, Cnidaria, Anthozoa, Actiniaria, Aiptasiidae. The transcript is spliced from 7 exons.
UACUGGAAGGUAUUCAAUGACUAUAAUGCAGCAGCAAUUUUGGUGUAUGUGGUAAUCACGCUACAAGACUCAUUCAUAGAUGCAUGCUGUCGAGACCUCAUGUUUCUCCCUCAUUUAGAAGAUGGUUAUAUGUUAACAAACCAUGUAAUCAAGGAAUUAGCUGUUCAACGUGUUAGAGACUGUCGAUCUCAAUGUUUCCUCCACUGCGAUUGUCAAUCUUAUAACAUUGGACCGUCUUCAGAGCCAGGCAAAAAGCUCUGCCAGAUCAACAAAGCUGACAAGCACAUCUUUCCUGACGAUUUCAAACAGGUCUCAGGAUUUCUUUACCACGAACUGCAACAGAAUCCAUGCAGAACCAAUUCUUGCGCAGUGAGUAAAACAAGUUCUUGUCAAGUUGUUUUGGGCAACAAUGGAUACAAAUGUAUAUGCAAAAAAGGCUAUCGUGGAGAUGAAUGCAAUGAAGAUGUUGAUGAGUGCAAGGAAUUACAGAACACAGGCUGUGCGUUGAAUGCUCAGUGUAUCAACACCGAAGGCUCAUUUUAUUGUCAGUGCCCAUCAGAUUAUAUAGGAGAUGGCGUAACCAAACCUUGUAUAUAUAUCAAUGAAUGUGUGCUUGGCAACUUUUCAUGUCCAAGUGGAACUACCUGUUCUGAUCUUCCUCAUCCAGAGUCAUACGAGUGCAAAUGUCCAGUCGGAUUUGAGUAUGUCGGAGRAAAAUGUGAAGAUGUUGAUGAAUGCAAUGAGUCUUUCUGUGACACUCAUGCAGCUUGCUCCAAUUUUGUUGGAUCUUACAGUUGUUCCUGCAAUGUUGGUUUUUCUGGCAGUGGUAAAAGAGAUGAAUGCUUUGGCAACGGAGAAAGGAAUUCUCCUGGUAGAACUUGUUUGGAGAUCAAAGAGAAGUUUAAUAGUUCGGUAGACAAGGUGUAUUAUAUUGAUCCAAACUGGGGAAACCAUGACGAUUCUUAUCCAAUAUGGUGCGAUAUGACCACUGAUAAUGGAGGAUGGACGCUCGUAUGGUCCUACAUAGUACAAAGUUAUGGAACUCUUACAUUUAAAAAGCCUGAUAAUGCUGUCAAUCCAACACCAAAAGGCUACAGUGAUCAAGGCGCUUCGACAUCAGAAAAUCCACCUCUACAAUACAAUARACAAGGUGCAAUGGAGUACGCGAAAUGGUCGUCGAUCGGUAAUUCCUUCCUUAUUAAAUCACCAAUAAACAGCUGGAUAGCAUGUCAUAUUGACCGACAACACCAUGGUUUGAUUACCAGUAAAAAGGAUGGGGAAGUCCCAUGCAAAAUUSUGAAACAAUACGGUGGGGUUUUGAAUGGUUGCACAGCCGUAGUACCAAACUACAUUAAGUUCGACGAGUGUGGGGUUAGUAUUAUGGUAAAACCMAGCACUGGACCCAUUGGCAUCGUUUAUCGUCUGGAGACCUGUGCUGACAAGUACUGGCCGAUCCAUGAUCCAUGCGGGAAAAAUUCCACCACUCCCAUAGCUGCAAUUGGUGGCUCGUUGAACAGUGUGUUUAUUAGAAAAUAAUCUGUAUGCGAUAUCCGUACAGAAAACUUAUCAAUAAUCGCUUAGAUUAUUAUAAUUCUUUGCGACGAUCAUUAUUCUUUACUCAUUUAUUCACCGCACUUCAAACCAUCAUUUCAUCACUUGUUACUAUCUAUGUAUGGCUUCACCCAAUGAAAUGACCGCUCGCCAACAUAGCUUUAUAAAUUGGUAGAACACUGCACCGGCAUCGCAGAGGUCACGGGUUCGAUUCCCGUUGAAGCCCGAAAUGAUCGUCGAUCAUUAUUCCUUACACCAAAAAACAUCAAGUGGAGAGUUUUAAAAAUGUCAUAGUUCUCAUCCUCACUAUUAUUGUAUAUAUAGAAGACAUACCACAAAUGUCCGUAUAGCACCAGGAAACAACAAUCCGUGUCUUCUGCUUUUUAAAGUAAUUUCAGUCACUUCACUUCAAUACUUUUGAUAUAAGAAUUCGAUUUUUAUUAAUUCAGUUUGUUUUGAAGACAUUUCAACAUGCAUAGUCACAUAUGAAUAACUUAUGUUGAAUGUCUAUCUAUGUACACAGUCUUUCUAUCCAAACUCCUAUCGCGA